Messenger RNA from Ornithorhynchus anatinus (platypus), 2829 nucleotides. RefSeq names its product A-kinase anchoring protein 8 like (gene AKAP8L). NCBI's taxonomy places the organism in Eukaryota, Metazoa, Chordata, Mammalia, Monotremata, Ornithorhynchidae. Gene Ontology annotation, molecular function: DNA binding; protein kinase A regulatory subunit binding. Bases 435 to 2171 code for a protein of 578 amino acids. The transcript is spliced from 14 exons. The record is from RefSeq and is a predicted model, not a curated record. Gene Ontology annotation, cellular component: nuclear matrix; nucleus.
CUCCCUCGGAGCAGGUGUACUCCCAUCCAUCCUCGGCCAUCCUUGACGGUCCGGGGAGAGGCGGCGAAGCCCCGCCCUCCGACAGCCGUUGGCCUCCCGGAGGGUCCGAGGUCCGUUGGGCCUCGCGGCCACUCCCGGUGGGCAGGGCCGUGGGGCCGGACCAGCGGGAGAUUGGCAGGCGCACGGCCCAGUGAAGCCGGCCCGACCAGCCGUCGCGAACGUGGCGCCCUAAAGGCUCGGGAAGACGGGCGGCCGCCACGGGCUGGCUGAAUGGUGGCGCCGGCGCUGCUUGCUGUUUUUGCCCAUGUCGCCGCCGAGCAGCAGGAGCAGGAGAAGAAGAAGAAGAAGCGGCGGCAACAGCGGAAGCGGCAGCGGCAACAGAAGCAGCAGCAGCUCUGCGGGGGUUCUGCAGCUGCCCGCCCGCCGGCAUCACCAUGAGCAACCCAGACUUCGUCCAGGGAACUGAUCCCGCUGUGCCAACCACAUUCUUUAAUACAACUCUGCCUAUCUACGAUUAUGGAUAUGGAACUUGGAACACUGAGACAAACAGAGGUUACGAGAGCUAUGAUUAUGGAUAUGGAUAUGGUCAGGAUAACACUACCAACUAUGGGUAUGAUUCCUUCUCUGCCUAUAACUCCAGGGCUGCACUGAGUAACCGUGAUCUGUACAGAUCCGGCUAUGACUACAGUGAGAUUGAUCCCGAAAUGGAGAUGGCCUACCAAGGCCACUACGCUGCCUACCCGGAACAGGUCCGAGUUCACAGUGCCUUUAGCCAGAAGGCCCAGGGUUGGGCCAGAGACCACCACCGUGCUAAUUGGCCCGUGGACACGGGCUUUGGGCAUAUGUGGGAUCAACCCCUGGGGGCUCGGGCCCACUGUGGCCCUGCCUCCUCCCGGCUCCCGUCCCUCUUCUCCCAGAAUAUCAUUCCCGAACAUGGCCUGGUCAAGAGCAUGAGAGCCUCUUGUGGGAAGAUGCGCUUUGGCUUCAACAGUGGCCUGAAGCAGAUGCGGAGGACCUGGAAAACAUGGGGCAGCCCCGACUUCAGACCACAGAAGAAGAAGAAGAAGAAGAAGAGAAAACAGUUUAACAGCCCUGAUGAAACAGACAGCAAAGCAACCAAUGGCUCAGACAACAGUGACUCUGAUAAUGAUGAGGGCACUGAAGGGGAAGGAACUGAAACCUUGGAAGCCACAGACCUGGUUGAGAAGAGCUCUAAGGCAGAAGGAGAAGAGGAGGAGGAGGAGGGAAAAGAAGAUUGGAAAGCCGAUGCUGAGAGAGGAGUCCUGACAAUCCAGGAGGAGAUCAGCCAAAUAAAGCGUAAGCUGCAGGCUGACAAAAAGAUCCAGGAGAGGCAGAAGAAACGGCAGCGGGACCGCUUGGUGGAAAGGAUCCAGUUCGUGUGCUCCCUCUGCAAGUAUCGAACCUUCUAUGAAGACGAGAUGACUAGCCACCUGGACAGCAAGUUCCACAAAGAACAUUUCAAGUUUGUAGGCGGGAAGCUGCCCAAGCAGACCGCUGACUUCCUGAAGGAAUACGUCAACAACAAAACCAAGAAGACAGAGGAGCGUCGCAGAAGCAUUGAGGACCUCAAUGGUGUAAUCCAGCAGAUCUAUAAAGAUCAAGACCUUACCCAAGAAAUCGGCCCGGAGCAUUUUAUGAAAAAGGUGGAAGCGGCUCACUGUGCUGCCUGCGACCUCUUCAUUCCCAUGCAGCAAGGGAUCAUCCAGAAGCACAUCAAGACCACGGAGCACAACCGCAACCGCAGGCUAAUGAUGGACCAGUCAAAGAAGUCUUCACUAGUUGUAGCUCGCAGCAUCCUCAACAACAAACUCAUCGGCAUCAAGUUGGAACGGUAUCUCAAGGGUGAAAACCCCUUUGCCGACGAUCCAAAUGUGGAGAAGGGGCAACAAGAAGGUGAGAGCAGUGAGAGCCAACUUGGUGGAAACCUGGAGAAAAGAGCGGCUGCAGGGGUUGCGAAGAAUAAGAAGAAAGAGGAAACCGCCAUCAAAGGGCAGGGUAGGGAGCAGCCGGAGGAGGGAGAGGGAGGAGGAGUCAGGGAACUGACAACUGAGACCCGAGCCUCGGCUGAGGGGAGUAGUAGAGAAGAAUCUGCUUUAGACCGCCCGCCGGAGAAGGAAUCCUGCAACAAGUACGGAGGUUCCCAGGGCUAGAUGGAGAGAUGGAAUGAAGAUGAUGUGACGUUACCUGAGUGGAGCAGGAGGAAGAGAUCAUCAUGUUUUGGACUGGACAUUAAACUUUUUUUUUUAAGUGCCAUCCGACACUCCCGGGCACGUGACUUGACCUCACGCUGGUUGUGGGACAGCUUUGCUCUGCAAAUGUUUUGUGAAAUAGUGUUGGGCUUUUUGUUUGUUUGUUUGUUUCGAUGUUUUAUUUUGCACACCCAAACCUCAUCUUAUUGACUCAGUUUUGUGACACUGGGGUUCUGAGACUGCUUUUCCUCUAAAUACUGUCCUUUGGGGAAUGUGUGCACAGGCCAGAUGAGUGUGCAGUCAGUCAGUGGUGUGCAUAGGAUCUAGGGCGGAUUGGAACUUGGCCAAAACUUCGUCCCAGCAAACUCUUUAUAUAAAAUUUGAGUGGUUGGUUCCAUUUCUGAACCAGGAGUCCUCGUGCUGAAGGGAGAGAACUUUCUGGGGUCUUAUUGGACCUGUAAGAUCCCCCCCGGCAGCUUUGGAAAAUAGUAAUACUACGUUCAGGUCUCUCUUCCUUGUAGUGCAAAUGCUGAGGUCCACAUUGCAGUAUGUGUAAGUAUUUUUUUCCUGUAGGUGAAUGUUCUCAGCGAGACUGGAUAAAAGUACUACCUGGAGCGUC